AUGUUUGUGGUGAACAACAUCGCAGAGGACCACGAAGUUCUCAUGCAUGACAUGUCUUUCGACUUCCUUGGGUGCAGGAUGGCCACCUGCUCCAGCGACCAGAGCAUCAAAGUCUGGAAUAAAAGUGAAAGCAGAGAUUGGCAUUGUACUGCUAGUUGGAAGACACAUAGUGGAUCUGUAUGGCAUGUGACAUGGGCUCAUGCCGGAUUUGGACAAGUUUUGGCUGUUGACUGAACAGCAGCUGUUUGGGAAGAAUCAAAUGAGUGUAGUAGGAGAAUCAAAUACAUCGCAGAGGACCACGAAGUCCUCAUGCAUGACAUGUCUUUUGACUUCCUUGGGUGCAGGAUGGCCACCUGCUCCAGCGACCAGAGCAUCAACGUCUGGAAUAAAAGUGAAAGCAGAGAUUGGCAUUGUACUGCUAUUAUGAAUCUCAGCCAGUGGUCUCUACAGCACGAGAUCUCAUGUAAGCUGAGCUGUAGCUGUAUUUCUUGGAACCCUUCCAUCUCUCCUGCUCAUUACCCCAUGAUCGCAGUGGGAAGUAAUGACAGCAGUCGAAAAGCAAUGACCAAGUUUCAGAUCUUUGAGUACAAUGAAAACACCAAGAAAUGUGCAAAAGCAGAAAUUCUUAUGACAGUAACAGAUCCUGUUCAUGAUAUUGCCUUUGCUCCAAAUUCGGGGAGAUCUUUCCACAUCCUGGCAAUAGCCACCAAAGAUGUAAGAAUUUUCACAUCACCUGUGAGGAAAGAACUUACUUCUUCUGGUGGUCUCAGAAAAUUUGAAAUCCAUAUCUUGGCUCAGUUUGAUGAUCACAACUCUCAGGUCUGGAGGGUGAGUUGGAACAUAACAGGAACAGUGCUAGCAUCCGCAGGAGAUGACGGCUGCGUGAGGUUGUGGAAAGCUAAUUACAUGGACAAUUGGAAGUGUACUGGUAUUUUGAAUGGUAAAGGAAGCCCAUUAAAUGGGAGUUCUCAGCUAGGAAACUCAUAUCCUUCACUAAGCUCAAAUACUCCAAAUCUUCAAAACUCAUUACAUGGAUCUUCUGCUGGCAGAAAGCAUAGCUGA
Molecule: messenger RNA, 1062 nt
Organism: Cricetulus griseus (Chinese hamster)
Lineage: Eukaryota; Metazoa; Chordata; Mammalia; Rodentia; Cricetidae
Source: RefSeq, a predicted model, not a curated record